AUGAGGGAAAUCGUGCAUAUCCAGGCCGGACAAUGCGGUAACCAGAUUGGAGCCAAGUUCUGGGAGAUCAUCUCGGACGAGCACGGCAUCGACCCCACCGGCGCCUACCAUGGCGACUCCGACCUGCAGCUGGAGCGCAUCAACGUAUACUACAAUGAGGCCUCCGGCGGCAAGUACGUGCCCCGCGCCAUCCUGGUCGACCUCGAGCCCGGUACCAUGGACUCAGUGCGCUCGGGACCCUUCGGACAGAUCUUCCGACCGGACAACUUCGUGUUCGGACAGUCCGGCGCCGGCAACAACUGGGCCAAGGGACACUACACCGAGGGCGCUGAGCUAGUCGAUUCAGUAUUAGACGUCGUACGCAAGGAAGCAGAGUCAUGUGAUUGCCUCCAAGGAUUCCAACUCACACACUCGCUCGGCGGCGGCACUGGUUCCGGUAUGGGCACACUUCUUAUCUCCAAAAUCAGAGAGGAAUAUCCCGACAGAAUUAUGAACACAUACUCAGUUGUACCUUCGCCCAAAGUGUCAGACACAGUAGUAGAACCUUACAACGCCACACUAUCAGUCCACCAGUUAGUAGAAAACACAGACGAGACCUACUGUAUCGACAACGAGGCCCUAUACGACAUCUGCUUCCGCACGCUCAAACUGUCCACACCCACGUACGGCGACCUCAACCACCUGGUGUCGCUCACCAUGUCCGGCGUGACGACGUGUCUGCGGUUCCCUGGUCAACUGAAUGCGGAUCUCCGCAAGUUGGCAGUCAACAUGGUGCCGUUCCCGCGUCUUCACUUCUUCAUGCCCGGAUUCGCUCCCCUGACAUCUCGCGGCAGCCAGCAAUACCGCGCCUCACCGUACCCGAACUCACGCAACAGAUGUUCGACGCCAAGAACAUGA
Spodoptera littoralis (African cotton leafworm) is the source of this 897-nucleotide messenger RNA. Lineage: Eukaryota; Metazoa; Arthropoda; Insecta; Lepidoptera; Noctuidae. The record is from the annotation of a GenBank genome assembly.